Solanum dulcamara is the source of this 1346-nucleotide messenger RNA. Its product is annotated as protein ASYMMETRIC LEAVES 2-like. NCBI's taxonomy places the organism in Eukaryota, Viridiplantae, Streptophyta, Magnoliopsida, Solanales, Solanaceae. The transcript has 3 exons. The record is from RefSeq and is a predicted model, not a curated record. The coding region runs from base 497 to 1096 and encodes 199 amino acids.
AAACGGAAGCUUAAAGAUUGCCAUUUUAUUCGUUUUCAAAGAACACACUUGUGCAUGAUUAUUACUACGAUCCAUUUCCGUUCUUUUGUUAAGUACUCCCUUUAUUUGUAUCUCCUUUCCUGUCUACCACCUUAUAUAGGGUUUAACAAAAGAGGGCAAUUCAACUUACAAUAUCUUACUUCAUAAGAAGUUGAAAUCUCAAAAGGAAGUUGUACAAUGAAAAGAUAGCUGUCACUCCACGAGAUCCAAAGCUUGACUUUCUGCUGUCCAUCACAAAAAUCGAUCCACAUGCACUGAAUUCUGCAAAACAAAAAAACGUACGUUUGAACAAGAGUUCGAGGACACACAACACUGUGGGCACGGAAAAUAGAAUUAGGAGGUGUAUUGCAGCUGAUGUACUAUAGAGCUACUUGCUCUUUCCUUUGGAUCGUGAAAGGUAUUAAAGAGAAGGAUAAGAUAAAGUAGAAGAGAGAAGUAGUAGUCCUAAUAUUUGUAAAUGGCCUCAUCUUCAUCACCUUCAUUAUCAUCCUACUCACCAUGUGCAGCAUGUAAAUUCCUUCGUCGGAAAUGCCAACCAGAAUGUGUGUUUGCACCUUACUUCCCCCCUGAUCAACCCCAGAAAUUUGCAAAUGUUCACAAAAUCUUUGGGGCCAGCAAUGUCACGAAGCUACUGAAUGAGUUGCAGCCUCACCAAAGGGAAGACGCCGUCAACUCUCUUGCUUACGAGGCGGACAUGCGCCUCCGAGAUCCUGUAUACGGUUGCGUUGGUGUCAUCUCCCUUCUCCAACACCAGCUCCGACAGCUCCAGCUAGACCUUAGCUGUGCCAAGUCCGAACUGUCCAAGUAUCAAAAUUUAGGAGGCAUUGCUAGUACCAAUAAUCAUGGCCUAUUGGCAGCUCCACAUCAGCAUAAUUUGGGGUUCAAUUUUAUAGGAGGAGGAAGUGGUGGGAGGGAUCAUAACCAACUCUUGUAUCACCAUCAGUUUUUUCCUAAAGAUCAGCAGCAAGAGCAACAGCAACAACAGCAGCAGAUAAUCCGAGGACUUGAAGGAGGAAGUAACAACUUUGAUACAACUAGAGGUGGAUUUAAAAUUUAAUCUUGAUUGUCUCAACUCAUUAAAUACACUGCAUAAAAUUAUGAUUUUAAUAUUUACUAAAAAAAUUCCACAUAUAUUACGUGAGUCGUGAGAGAGGUCGCAUCUGCCUCUGGACUGCUAGCAGUCCUUUUAGCAUACAAAAUGAAAGAUCAACAUUACUAAAUAAGUAGGCAAUACUAGCCAGCACAUGCAGUACCACCAGUGUAAUUAUGAAGUAUUACAUGCAUUUAUACUCGAUAUGAUUAUAUUA